Molecule: messenger RNA, 1561 nt
Organism: Rana temporaria (common frog)
Lineage: Eukaryota; Metazoa; Chordata; Amphibia; Anura; Ranidae
Product: vimentin-like
Exons: 3
Coding region: 36-1148 (370 amino acids)
Biological process (GO): intermediate filament organization
Cellular component (GO): axon; plasma membrane; cytoplasm
Molecular function (GO): structural constituent of cytoskeleton
Source: RefSeq, a predicted model, not a curated record
UCCUAGUCCACCAAUCUCCGAAUUCAGAGACGACAAUGAAGGGCUCGGGCUUUUCUCAGAAGACGGUGAACGAGUCCAGCAGGACUAAGGGGUGCGCUGUGACCAUAGGCAGCAAUGUUAGGGAUGGCUUGGAAGCUGAGGCCACCACCAAAGUGUACAUCCACCGCCCUAACGAGAAGGAAGAGCUCCAGCAGCUCAACAACCGCUUUUCUGGUUACAUUGACAAGGUCCGAUCUCUGGAGGAGAAGAACAAGGCCCUGCGUGAGGAGAUCGAAGAACGGACCAGGCGUCUUAAGGAAAGGGGACCUGGCAUAGCAGAUGAAUAUGAGAAAGAGUUCAAGGAGCUCAAAGAACUGAUUGAGAAGCUGAACAAAGAAAAGAAUGCAGCUGACAUUGAGAGAGGAAACCUAGAGGAAGAGAUCGACAUAUGGAAUGCCAAGUGUGAUGAGGAGCUGUUUCUGAAAGAGGAGGCCGAGAACACGUUGAAGGAGUUUCGUCAAGAUGUGGACGAUGCCACUGUGCAGAAGCUGGAGCUGGAGAAAAGAAUUGAACAACUGAUAGACGAGAUCGAGUUCCUUAAAAAGCUUCAUGAUGAAGAAGUUGCCGACCUAAUGAAUCAAAUCCAGGAGUCCAAGGUGAGCCUGGAGAUAGAAAGCUCUCGACCUGAUCUAGCAGCAGCCCUUAAGGCCUUGAGGAUGGAGAUUGACCAAGCUACAAACAAAAACAUCCAAGAGGCAGAGAAAUGGUACAAAACUAAACUCAGUUCUGCCAAGGGGCAACUGACCAAGAAUGAGGAUAGGAUCAGGAAUAUCCGAGAAGAUAUUAGCAGGUAUUCCUCACAAGAAUCUGACCUGCAGGGUCAAAUCGAUACUUUGAGGGCACGCAAUGAAGCCUUGGUGAAGUUGCUGGAUGACAUGCAAGCCAAGCACUUGGAGGAAGUAUCUUCCCUACAAGACAUCAUCGCCCAGCUGGAAGAUCGCCUCCUAGAGACAAAGGGUGACCUAGCCAGAUAUCUACAAGAUUACCAAGACCUGCUAAACAUCAAGCUCAAGCUGGAUGCCGAGAUUGCAGUCUACAGGAAACUACUGGAAGGAGAAGAGCAGAGGCUUGGUAUUAAUCCAGAGAGUGAAGCCCGAGGUGACGCAUGAACAGGUCAAGAGGAGAGGAGAUGCUGACCAGCAAGUACAUAUCAAGGCCUAGAGGAUCACAAGCUACUUCAGCCGUGUGAAUGGGCCUGUGUGCAUCACUCUUCCCGGAUGUCCUGUACCAGAUUCUUUUAUAAGAGAACCUCUCAGAGAUGAAAACAAUUUGUUUGCAAAGCCUCAGGUAGAAGCUGCCAUUCUUUGAAUACUGGGCUGCAGUCUAGUCCAGGGAAGGCUGAUCUUAUUUAGCUUGAAUGUAAAUGAAAGGCAGAUCCUAUUUGAAGGUUUUCAUACAGGUAUUUUGAUUCCUGACCUCCGAUUUCUCCUUGCUGCUUGUAGUUCAUGCACUUUUGUAGCCUAUUACUUUACGAAAAAUGCAUGAUAAUUGUGUUAAACCAAAAUAAAAUAGCUAUGCAUUA